AUGCGAUCGGCGGCACUGCGUAAACAGUUGCAGCGUCCCCAACGAUUAGUAGCUCCGACGAGUUUCGCCAUCAACCACACCCGGACCAUGGCCGCCCAAGUCCCAGCCAAAUUCAACAUCAACACCGCUUUGCCCCUGAACUCAGGCUACCAGAUUCCUGUCCUCGGUUAUGGUGUGUACCAGACUCCCGCUGCCGAGUGCGAAAAGGCCACGCUGCAUGCAUUCCGCACCGGUUACCGACAUGUCGACUCGGCCCGGGCAUAUCGUAACGAGCAGCCCUGCGCCGAUGCCAUUCGCAACUCCGGUCUGAAGCGGGAAGAGAUUUUCUUCACCAGUAAAGUCCCCCCAAGGAGCAUGGGCUACGAGGCCGCAAAGAAAUCUAUUGAGUCGUCCUUCUAUCAGACCGGGCUGGACUACAUCGAUCUAUAUCUGAUUCAUUCGCCCUACGGCGGCAAGGAAGCCAGAUGCGGCGCGUGGAAAGCUCUCGCGGAAGCCCAGAAAGCGGGCAAGAUUCGAUCAAUCGGCGUCUCGAACUAUGGCGUCCACCAUCUUGACGAACUGGAAGAUUACAUCAAGACCUCAGGCGUAGGCGGUACCAUCGACGUUGGUCAAUGGGAACUUCAUCCAUGGCUUCCUCGCAAUGACAUUGUGGAAUGGGCGCGCAAGAGAAAUGUCGUGAUUGAAGCUUAUUGCCCGAUCGUCCGUGGCGAGCGUGCGGAUGAGCCCGUUCUGAAGGCUCUGACAGAAAAACAUGGCAAGACUUGGGCACAGAUAUUGCUGCGCUGGAGUUUGCAAAAGGGCUUUGUGCCAUUGGUGAAGAGUGUGACGCCCUCCAGGAUCGAAGAAAAUGCGGCUAUCUUCGACUUUGAACUCGACAAAGAGGAUAUGAAAGCUCUCGACUUCCCAGAUUCUUAUGUCCCGUGCAGCUGGGAUCCGACCACCAGUCAUGACUGA
This is a messenger RNA of Capronia epimyces CBS 606.96, 954 nucleotides long. RefSeq names its product alcohol dehydrogenase. Lineage: Eukaryota; Fungi; Ascomycota; Eurotiomycetes; Chaetothyriales; Herpotrichiellaceae. The record is from RefSeq and is a predicted model, not a curated record. Bases 1 to 954 code for a protein of 317 amino acids. The transcript has a single exon. Gene Ontology annotation, molecular function: oxidoreductase activity.